This is a messenger RNA of Siniperca chuatsi (mandarin fish), 10057 nucleotides long. It is a transcript of the gene cnnm2b, whose product is annotated as cyclin and CBS domain divalent metal cation transport mediator 2b. Gene Ontology annotation, cellular component: plasma membrane. The record is from RefSeq and is a predicted model, not a curated record. Gene Ontology annotation, biological process: magnesium ion homeostasis; transport. Lineage: Eukaryota; Metazoa; Chordata; Actinopteri; Centrarchiformes; Sinipercidae. Gene Ontology annotation, molecular function: magnesium ion transmembrane transporter activity. The coding region runs from base 1351 to 3921 and encodes 856 amino acids. The transcript has 8 exons.
UGGACAUCUGAAUUUCAUGUCCAUGUCAUUCACACCUUCAUCAGGACUUUUCCCCCUUUGCCUUAACAAACGACAGUACUUCUGUUGCAAUACCUCUAAUUAUAAUUGAUUUGUUUAGGAAGUAUAUUCACAGGUUUUGCAGUAGUGUGAGCUUCGCAACAGUGUUCUAACUAAUAUCAGCAUUAUUAUGUUAAUUAUAGUUUUUUUCUGUUAUAGGACAAUAGAUAUUGUCAAUCAAUUGAAAGUUUUAUUUUCAUAUUUGCACACAUCAUAUUAAGGGUUCUCUACAUCAGCAUGAGGUGCUUUUAAGCCAAGAACAAGUCUGCGAAAGAAUGGAAGGUGCAUAGUUGAUUUGAAAUAGGUCUUAUAGUACUGGUCACUGAAUAGCCACCCACUCUGAAACUAUAUACUGUAGGCAAUGGCUCCCAAUCUGGGAGUCAAGACACCCCAUGGGGUCUUAAGAUAAAGCUGAGGGAUCAAAAGAAGGAGAAAGAAAAAAAAUAUCUAUAUUUCCGUUAAACUACUAGUUACUCUGGUUCUCUUCUAUGGUAUACUUCAAAUAAAACAAUCUGAGAAGGAAAAAGUAUUCUUUGCUUGAACUGCCUGUAACUCACAUCCACAUUACAGCCCUAAGCUGUGAUGGAAGGUCACAAGUAGAUAGUGCUUCAUCUUAAGGGAUCACUUGUCAAAAGGUUUGGGAACCACUGCUGUAUGAGACAUAGUUCUGCAUCACUGUGGGGGGAUUUAGGCACAUCAGCAGGCCCUUAUAUAAACAGUGUAAUGCAAUACAAACACAUACAAAAACAUUAAGUAGGCCUACCUCAAAAUGACCAUGUAGUCUAAUCAACACCUCUGACAGUCUCAAUAUAAAUGGAACAUUAAAAAGUAGCAUUUAUUUCAGUUGUAUUGCAUUAUAUUGUGCAGGUGUUCAUGUUACUGUGUCCGUCUUUAUUGAUAUGUCAAUUUUUUAACAAAUACAUUUUAAUCAUGUACAUCGGUUAUCUCCUGUAGUAGCAUGUAUGUUAAAAAAAAGUCACGAGUAGAGUCCUGUCUGUCUCUUAACAUGAGGUGCACUUGUUUUGGAAUUUGAUUCGCCAAGGAGGCUUCGGACGCACCGCCUCCCGGUCAGCGGCCCCUCCUGAUUGGUCGCCACCGUCGCCUGUCUCGGGGACUUCAGGGGAGGCACGAGUUGGCCCAUAAGCCUGCGCUCGCGAGUCAUCAGUGUCGGACACGUAGUGGGAACGAGCAGGUCCCGAUGCACAAGUCACGGCCACCCUCAGCGGAGAUGAAGGCGGACUCCGACUGGCUCUGAUUUUUAAAAGCCUUUUUCAUUCAGGAGGUUGGUUGCCAAUGGUUAUCAAUAUGGCAGAGCCGUUAUCCCAAGCACCCACCGCUGCAAAAAUGGCGUCACUUAACCGGGUCCGAGCUUUGGCGAUGAUUUUCUUAACUGUCACUGGUUGUUGUGUCACCCCGACAAGUGGCAAGGAAGGGUCCGAGGAGACCGUCAUCAUAGGGCUCAGACUGGAGGACACGGACGACAUUUCCUUCAUGGAUAGGGGCUACCUGCGGGUGAGUGAGCGGUCUCGGGUGAAAUUAAGGGUGUACGGGCAGAACAUCAACAACGAGACCUGGUCCAAAAUUGCAUUCACGGAACAUGAGCGGAGCCGGACGGUAGGGAGCCUUGACAGCUCCUCGGGGGAUAACCAGAGCCAAGAGGACUCGUCCAGCUUGCAUCCCUGCGGUAUUAGGACUUCGGAUAUAAUUAUAUUGCCCAACAUCAUCCUGAAUCGAAAGACGUCCGGAAUAGUUGAAAUUGAGGUCAAACCUCUGCGAAAGACUGAGAGGAGUAAAGCGUAUUACCUUUGCAUCGCCACCGCGACACCGCCCGUGGCCGGGAUGCACGACCCGUGGACGGAGAACACCUGGAUCUACCACGAUGGUGAUGACACCAAAGUGAUAGUGGUAGAGGAGAAAAGGUUUCUGUUGCCUUUCUGGCUCCAGGUCAUCUUCAUCUCCAUGUUGCUUUGCCUGUCGGGCAUGUUCAGCGGGUUGAACCUGGGGCUCAUGGCUCUGGACCCCAUGGAGCUCCAGAUAGUCCAGAACUGCGGCACGGAAAAGGAAAAGAAUUACGCCAAAAAAAUAGAGCCGGUCAGGAGCCAAGGGAAUUACUUGCUUUGCUCGCUUCUGCUCGGGAACGUGUUGGUGAACACCACGCUGACCAUCCUGCUGGAUGAUAUCGCCGGUUCGGGGUUGAUUGCGGUGGUCAUGUCCACCAUUGGAAUAGUCAUUUUUGGAGAAAUCGUGCCCCAGGCCAUCUGCUCCAGACACGGCCUCGCUGUCGGCGCCAACACCAUAUUCCUCACCAAGUUCUUCAUGCUGCUCACCUUCCCUGCUUCCUACCCGGUGAGCAAGCUGCUAGACUACCUUCUGGGACAGGAGAUAGGAACCGUGUACAACCGGGAGAAGCUUCUGGAGAUGCUGCGCGUCACGGACCCCUACAACGACCUGGUGAAGGAGGAGCUGAACAUCAUCCAGGGCGCGCUGGAGCUCAGGACUAAGACCGUGGAGGACGUGAUGACGCCGCUGAGAGAUUGCUUCAUGAUCCCCGGGGAUGCCAUCCUCGACUUUAACACCAUGUCCGAGAUCAUGAAGAGCGGCUACACGCGCAUCCCGGUCUAUGAGGGCGAGAGGUCCAACAUAGUGGAUCUGCUCUUUGUCAAGGACCUGGCGUUUGUGGACCCGGAUGAUUGCACCCCGCUCAAAACCAUCACAAAGUUUUACAGCCACCCGUUACAUUUUGUGUUCAAUGACACCAAGCUGGACGCAAUGCUGGAGGAGUUUAAAAAAGGAAAAUCCCACUUGGCCAUAGUUCAAAGGGUGAACAAUGAAGGUGAGGGAGACCCUUUCUACGAGGUUCUGGGUAUUGUCACCCUGGAGGACGUUAUUGAAGAAAUCAUCAAGUCGGAGAUCCUGGACGAGACUGACUUGUACACUGACAACAAGACGAAGAAGAAAAUCACCCAUCGGGAAAGGAAGCAGGAUUUCUCGGCCUUCAAGCCUACUGACAAUGAAAUGAAGGUUAAAAUAUCACCUCAGCUUCUGCUGGCUACCCUGCGUUUCCUAGCAACAGAGGUUGAGCCGUUUGCACCGGUGCAAAUGUCAGAGAAGAUUCUGCUGCGCUUGCUGAAGCACCCCAACGUCAUCCAGGAGCUGAAAUACGAUGAGAAGAACAAGCGGGCAGCAGAGCACUACCUCUUUCACAGGAACAAGCCCGUGGAUUAUUUCAUCCUCUUACUGCAGGGGAAAGUGGAGGUGGAGGCAGGAAAAGAGGGGAUGAAGUUUGAAGCGGGACCGUUCUCCUUCUAUGGGAUGAUGGCUCUGACAGCCUCGCCAGUGCCUCUGUCCCUGUCUCGUACAUUUGUGGUCAGUAGGGCUGAAUCAUUAGCAGGAUCUCCAGAAAACAAAUCUCCUCCACGGCCGUUUGGUCUCAACCACUCAGACUCUCUGAACAGGAGCGAUCGUAUAGACGCUAUCACCCCGACUCUUGGCAGCAGCAACAACCAGCUCAACUCCUUCCUGCAGAUCUACAUGCCUGACUACUCAGUCAGAGCGCGCUCGGACCUGCAGUUUAUAAAGGUAACACGCCAACAGUACCAGAACGCCGUAAUGGCAUCACGGAUGGACAAAACGCCCCAAUCCACAGACAGUGAGUUCACUAAGAUCGAGCUCACGCUGACAGAGCUCCAUGACGGAGUGGAGACCCCCGCCGUUGUCACCACCACAGCCAGCAGCACCACAAGCACCACCCCUGCCGUGUCCGUAGUUGUGGCCAACGAGACGUCCCACCUGCUCAACCAGCAGCAGAACUGUGUGGGCCUCAGCAGGAGCAACCACAGCACCCACAACGAGGGACCCAUCUAGCCCCCGCCGAACCCAGACCCUCCACCCUGUCUCGUGGACACACGCGGAGCGGUGGCGUUGAUGGAGAUGAGGGAAAGUGGGGAAGCGGAGGCGGGUGGAGUGAGGGUUCUGCUCCAACCAGUAGCCCCCAGUGAGUCAGUCAGUGAGACCCUUUCAUGGAGGGGCAGUGGGGAAGACGGGUGCUGCGUCACCCUGAACGCCCCCACCUGAACGCUGUCAGAAUCCCUGCUGUACUACACCCUCUUACAGAGGGUGCACUGGGACAGUACCUGUGACAGCUUCUUUUUUGGGACAAUUUGACACUUUCAUAGCGGUGACUUGGACGACAGAGGACGACAGAGUGCAUGCAAACCGUGUCCCUUCCCCACACACACACACACACACACACACACACACACACACACACACACACACACACUUAACACAACACUCAAUGUAUUUUCUCCUCAGGCCAAAGACUUUGGUCCCCCCUUCUUACACUGGACACAGACUGUUUUGCACACAUACACAAACACAGGCUAAUUUCCACACACACAAAUGCAACUCCCCCACCCAUGCAUCUUUCAGGGAGGCUCAGUCGACUGUUGAUCCCAUCAGCGAGGACUCAAACCCAAACAAGCAGAGAGCAACGGUUAGUCAAAGACUGCACCAAAAACCGCUUUGAAAGAAACCGUUAAACCAUGAACCAAGAAUGUUUUCCUGUAUUUAUUUAUUUUAUAAUAUUGUGUGUGUAUAUAUGUAUGCGUGGAGACAUGAUAUGACAUAAACUGGCAUACGAGCAUGUACACAAAGGUGUGCGUGGGGCACACGUGUCAUAUCAGAAAGGACAUGCUACAUAUAUGGAGACGAACAUCCAUUCAUGUAUAUGAGGAGGUGAAGGUCUUUUACAGAUACAGGAUGUAUAUUACAGAUCUUGUUAUUUUUACUAUUAUCCUAAAUCAGGCUUAUGGUACACUAUCUUUUUCACCUUUUAAAAAAAUCACACUAUUGCCUUUAAGAGAAAUCAUAUAAUUAAUUAUUUUAACAAAGUGCAAUGAACCGCAAUUUAUUUAAGAGAUGAUUAUGAAUAAAAAAAAUCACUGUAUUAUAAAUUGACAGAUAUAUUUGUAUGUAUGUACUGUAUGUAUAUGUAUAUUUGUUUUUGAAAAAUGCUAAACUGCAGCCAUCCACAAGCAAAAUUAUCCUUAGUCCGUCUCUCUUUCUCUUUGUCUCUUUCAUGUUUUUGCAUCCUUUGACCUCAACACAACGUCUACUAUACGUUCAUAUGGGAGUCAUGAUGCCUAGAUUAUUCACUACGGUGGAGGGGUUUACCGGGUGCAGGGGGUGUGUGAAAGUGCCAACACGGCACCUACUGUAUGCAUGCUGAGGUUAUGUGUCUUAUAUUUUUUUUGCCAAUUUUACGCAUAAUCAAACUUGAUAAUUGCACAGUAUUAAUGACCUCAUCUAACAUGUUGAGCAUCAUCAACGUCACAAAAAGUAACCUCGACAUUAAACAUGUCCAUGAAUGAUACACAGCUAUGCUUUUCCACUGUUUAUGUGUGUGAACGUGUUUUUUUGUUUUGUUUGUUUGUUUGUUGUUGUUUUUUCACACAUGUGGUACGUGCAUGUUUGUGUCUGCAAAAUAUAGCCCGGUGAUUCAGUUCAUGGAGGCUUUUUUGACAGCAGUGAAUGUGAAAGAGACUAGACUUUACUUGUUUUGGCUCCCCACACAAUGUAGAUUUAUUAUCCAUGUUUAAUAAUUAUUGAGUUAACUCAGAUCAAAAUCUAAAAUAUUCUUCACAAAUGUUGGCUGCUAUCAAAUAGAGAUAUUUAUAUUGAUUUAAUUUUAUCUUAGAAACACUGUAGCCAUAUAUGUUUAUUUCUUUCACAAUUUCAAGAACACACAAUAAAAGAAUAGUUUGACAUUUUGGGAAAUACGCUAAUUUGCAUUCUUGCUGCGAGUUAGACAAGAAGGUCGAUACCACUCAUAUGUCUACGCUAAAUAUGAAGCUACAGCCAGUAGCUAGUUAGCUUAGCCUAAACAGGGGGAAACAGCUAGCUAGCUAGCUAGCCUGGCUCUUUCCAAAGGUUAAAAAAAAAAGCCUACCAUCACCCCUAAAGCUCAUUAUUACUCCUGGAAGUCACUGUUCUGGGCAAAAAAUAACCUCUGUAAAACCACAACCGUUUUUACACGUUAUAUCUUGUCUGUAAUCCAUACAAAAAAGAAGUGUAAAAAAGACAGUUGUGAUUUUUACAGUUGGUUAUAUGCCUGUAUAUGCCUUAUAUGAUUAAUAGUGAGUAAUUAGUAAGCUUUAUUUAUUUUUUGGACAGAGUCAAGCUAGCUGUGUCUUCAUUGGUUUUCAGUCUUUAUGCUAAGCUAAGCUAACGUCGCCUAGCUCCAACUUCAUAUUUAGCAUUCAAGUAUGGUAUCAAUCUUCUCAUAUUACUCUCGGCAAGAAAGCAUAUAAGUGUAAAUGUCUGUGUUUUUUUUGUUUGUUUAUGUUUUUUUGCCCUUAUUGUUUUACCUCAUAAAGACAGGAAAGAGUUUUAAGAUACUGUAUGUGUGCUUGAAUUUUUUCCUACAUAAGUCUUAGUGUAGAAUAAUUGUUUACUUCAUAUCUGUAGGGGCGUAGAUUUUUAACUCUUUAACUAUAAAAUUACUUUGAUUCCACUUUCAGUCCUGUACAUAAACAUUAUAUGUACUGUAUGCUGGCAAUUUUCUUGCCACCUUACAGGCAACAUCAGUGUCCUAAAGCUGAAUGCCAUUCUUUUAAUAUUCAUUUGCAGUUUGUAACCACUGAUGGUCGCUGUUUCCACAUGUAAUUCAAUGUGUGUGUCUGUGUGUGUGUGUGUGUGUGUGUGUGUGUAACAGCCUCUGAAAACAGCACACAUGGACAAACAGCCCUUCCAUCUGUUUAGCCAUGAGGGGCGUCUCAGUUGUAUAACCAUACAUAGAGUACUCUGCAUUGUUUGCAGCUGUGUCCGCUGUUGUUUAUUGUUUACUUGAAAGUGCUCCUAUGCAGCAGGCCCACUCUGCUCUGCAGGGACAAUCACUCCAGAGAUAAAGCAAUGAAUGACGAUCAGAUUGUAAAAUUGUGCUUGUGACAUUCAUACUCUGCUUUGCUUUACAAGCCGGUGGAUCUCAGUGCCUGACGGGAGAACAAGAAGCAUGAUAACAAUUCAAAAAGUCCAAACGCACAACAGGAAACACUGGGGGAAGCAUCAUCUGGGACUGGGUUAUUUCAAUAUUCUGUUACCACUUACACACAGAUCUUUUUCUCUCACACACUCCAUCCUCUGCUGAACAGAGAUUAUCAUCCUUCCAUUAUGUGAAUGCUUUGCAGGCCUGUGUUUAACUGGUCCUUUGUCCAUCCCAAUGCUGCUACUGUAUCUAUGUGCUGUCCAUAAUGCUUCUUCUACCUGAAGACAACAUUCCCAUUGCCUCCACCAGCUGGUGGUUUAAUAAAAAAGUGAAUGAUUAACAGACAGAAAGUUGGUGGCUCAAUGUACUCAAUCUAAAGCUCUGCUGCUUCUAAAUGUUUUCUUAUGAGGCUUAUGGUUUGCUUUAGCAAUAAAAACAAAUGUGAAUAUGAGUUUCUUCUGACUAAAAUAUGCACACUUUUUUGUCGUUCAAAUAUAGCAAUUAAAGUAAGAGUAUGUAACUUUUGAGUGAAGAAAUAACUCCUCUUACAAAGCUGAGUUCAUAGCAAAUAAAAUGCACUCUUACUCAAUUCAGUACUCAGGGGAUUUGUUGCUACAGCCUUACUUGGUCUGGUAUGACCAGUAGCUAGUGGUGGCUAAUUUUAGCUGAUGUUAGAAAACUUGAGAUAUUGCUGUAUAGCUAUCACUGAGUCAGUUUGCUGACUUUAUGACUCUUCUGUACUUGUGCUACUGUUAGACUGUGUUUUAACAUUCACUAUUAUCCCAUAAUUGUCACGUUUGGCUACAGUAGCUGCUGUUCAGCUAAAGCUACAUAGUCCUGCUUUAAAACCUACAGAAAAGCAACAACGCAGUGAAGCAUGACUGAAGACAUGACAUGAAGAGACUGCUGAUGGGCCAGGGAAUAUAAAUGAAAUAUGUUGUAUUCACUAGUAAUAACAUUAUUUUAAUCCAACAUACAUUUAUGCAACAUAAAGAUCUAUGCAUAUUUUCAGGAUGUGUUGGUCAUCAUUUAUUGGGGAUAGUAACUUUGCUGUGCUGACUGAGAAAAAAAUUGCUGAGUCAGGAAAUGCAGCAGCAGCAGUGAGUUAAUGAAACCCAUAGAAGUUUACAGGUCCAAGCAUUGAGCCCAGGAGACUGUUUCCUUUGAUUAUGACUUGCUUCUAACAAUCCAAUCUGCAGUGUAGCUCUUCCUCUUACAAACAAUACGUUGAACUCAUUAGCAAUAAAAUGCACCCUUACUCAAUACAAAACACUGCUACGGUCUUACUUGGUCUGCUAUGACCAGUCGUUUACAGUGGCUAAUGUUAGCAAACUUUAGGUAGAUAUUGCUAUAUAACAGACAUUACAGUCAGUUUGCUGACUAAGACUUUUUCGCUACUUGUGCUACUGUAAAGCUAGCAUUUCCAUUUUAGCAUACAACUAUCCUAUUAUUGUGAAUUCUGACCAAAGUGGAUGCUUUUCAACAAAAGUUACAUAUUCUUAUUCCACACUGUGAGAGAAAUAAGAAGGUAGAUUCUUUAGGUUUGAACAGCGUUUGGCUGCACAGCAUGAAUUUGUACUGAGUUACAGUGAUUUGUCAUUACAGUCCUUGAUCUUAGCCUGUGUGUGAACCACCAUGAGAUGCAUGUCCACCAUCAGUCACAUUACACAAGUCUCUGGACAAUGAAAAGAUCACCUUCUAGAAGUAUCCACAGCCUCUCCCCCUUUGUAUUUUCGUUUAGUCAGCAUGACUGCUUUACCAUAUUACAAAUGUUUCUCGAUCCAUGGCCGCAGAGCAAAGAUUAACCUUGGGUCUAAAAUGAGCCGUGGGCCCCUAGUGACCUCCUGUUUCUCACAAUUUCCAUGCAUUGUGUAUUAGAAAGUAGCAAUUUGUUUGUGGUCUUUUGAUUAAUCACACAUUUAUUCAAGCGUACCAUGUUAGGUAAUAAUGCAGGUGUCGCCUUAAGUACCCUAUUACUUCAGUUUAUAUUGUGUUUUAGUAGUGAAUAUAUUAUUAACAAACAAAUGAGCAAUUAAUUAAAUUACCACAAACUAACUGCCACAAGGUGAACCUGGAGCCUGUUAAUUGCCCACCGUGCCCGCUUGGUAAUCCAGCCUCGCACAGUAGUAAGAUAUAAAAAACAGAACAAGAAAAUUAUGAAAAACUAUCUUUAUUUAUCUAGUAUCUUUAUUCUACAUUUUUAUGUAAUUUAUCUCAAUGUACAGUCUGUAGGAUAAUAUCUGGAAACAAACAAACAAAACACUGUUUGGGAGAACAUGAAUUGAUAUCCAUAAAAACAGAAGAAGAUUACUAUAGUUUAGAAAAUGAAAGGUGACUGUUUUGGCACCUUUUGUUAAUGUGGAUGCAUUUGGGGCAUCACAACAAUGGAUAAAAAUCUUGUGUAACCUGUUUGUCAGGCUUUAGUUAGUUCAAAGUCUGUGGUACUGUAUAAAAGUUAACCAAAAAAAAAGAAAAAAAAAAGGUAUUUGGAAAAAAAAUUAUAAGAAAAGGAAAUGGAAAUGCCUAUUUACAGUUCUGUAAACCAAGACCAUUUAAAAACACUAGCUUAGAAAAAUAAAGAUAACCCAGUGGUGUUGAUUACAAGGACCAUUUUUGUUACGGUACAUGCUAUUCACAUUUCCCUUCAUUGUAAGUUUUUCUUUUUUUACAGGUUUGCAGUUUUUUUGUUUUGACCCUGUGUAAACUACAAUGGCAAAUGGCAAAAAAGCUUUUCCUAAAACGAUGCAGUCCACACAGAAGUAAAACCAAUGCCACCAUAACCACCUUGGCAGAUCGGAUGUGCUUGUUAUUUUCACAUGCAUAUGCAAAUUAUGCAAAGAAAAGACAGUAGACUAUUUCCUGUUAGCAAUGCAGCUGUCCCUUGUAGCAUAUCCAGUUAUUCUAUGUUCAACAAACAAAAUCAAAAUUGAGAAUACGAAUAUUUCAUUUGUAAAAAAAAAAAAAAACAGAAUAGAAAAAAAAAAGAAUAAAAGAGCUGUAAUAUGUUUCUUGAUA